Sinocyclocheilus grahami is the source of this 382-nucleotide messenger RNA. Its product is annotated as EF-hand domain-containing family member C2-like. The transcript is spliced from 4 exons. The record is from RefSeq and is a predicted model, not a curated record. NCBI's taxonomy places the organism in Eukaryota, Metazoa, Chordata, Actinopteri, Cypriniformes, Cyprinidae. The coding region runs from base 10 to 336 and encodes 108 amino acids.
GGGAGAUAGAUGAGGAAGAAUGCCGACAGAUCUGGACACCUCUCUUCUAAAGAGGCACAGAUCUUCUUGAAGGCCCUCCGACUGCCGCUGUCUGAUGACCUACUACGAGCCCUCCUCGAAAAGUUUCAAGACGAGUCUGAGAAGAUUGACUAUCAUGCCUUCCUAUCCAGUAUUAACUGGAGAGAAAACCCGGCCCCUGCUGUGCCUCCAGAUGUCACCGUGAAGUUUGACACAGACUGGAGAGAAAAAGCUGCAGACCCUGCAGUUAAAACCAUCAACUGCUCGCUCUUUCUGGAGGAUGUCUUUGGCAGCACCACAAACAUUAACGAGAGCUGAGAACGGCCUGAUGGGAUCCUCAAUAACAUGUGAAAAGUCAAGAAAU